UCAUCUGUCAAACAAUUCGAAAACGAAACUAGAUUCUUAAACCUCUCUCCAAUGAUCCAACGAAAUUUAAAUUCUUAAAUUAAACUACAAUGUUUCAAGACAAUCUACGAGACUAUCAGAACUUGGAAAAAACCGCCUACAUAAUACUCGCGUGGCCAUGAUAUAUUUGAACCAAGGAUCAUAUCUGGUUGUCCUUAGUUGCCAUAUAUAUCCUAUGUAUUUGGAGGGAAAAUCCUUUACUUGCCCUUUUAUUUUCAUUUUUCAAUGUCUUUUGUAAUGGAAGGGUGAAUUUUAGAAUUCCUAUCUUGAUAUCAAUCCCUAUUUUUUCUUUAGAAAGAAAAUGUGGGGUGCAACAGAUAUGACUAAUAAAGGAGGAAGUUUUGGAAGAGGCUGUGGCGUUGGAAGAGGAAGAGGUUUCAGCAACCAAUUUACUACAGGGACAAAUAUUCCAUUUGAAAGAGAAGCUGAAGCCAAACCUCAGUUUACAAAUUACACAACUACUAGUUCUUCAGAUAUGUGGGAUGAUGAUGCUGACAAUUUUAUUGAUACAAAGCAAAAACCACAAGUGGCAGAUGGUUGGGAUUCUGAACCAAAUAAUCAGUAUGAUUCAUAUAAACAGAACGUAGGAAAUUCCAAUGAAUGGGAUGAAUCACCCGCAUUUUUAAAUGGUAAUAAUGAAGAUUAUGAUCAAAUACGAGGUGGUGGUGUAGGAAAAUCGAAUAAAGGUUGUUUUAAAUGUGGAGAAGAUGGUCAUAUUAGUAGAGAUUGCUCUAAAAAUUCUUUUCAGUCUGGUGGGAAAAAAGCACAAUCAAAAAGGGGGAAAUUUUCAAAAGAUUGUUAUAAAUGUGGAGGAAGUGGUCAUAUAUCUAAAGACUGCACCAGUUCCAAUAAUAGAAAGAGUUCAGCUUGUUUUAAAUGUGGUGAAGAAGGCCACAUGUCUAGAGAUUGCACUAAUUCUGAUAGUAGAAAAGGAUCUGCUUGCUACAAAUGUGGUGAAGAAGGCCACAUGUCUAGAGAUUGCACUAAUUCUGAUAGUAGAAAAGGAUCUGCUUGCUACAAAUGUGGUGAAGAAGGUCACAUAUCUAGAGAUUGCACUAAUUCUGAUAAUAAAAAAGGAUCUGGUUGCUUUAAAUGUGGGAAAGAUGGGCACAUGGCAAAAGAUUGUACAGAAUCAAAACCAGGUACAACACAAAGAGAAGCUCCUUACAUUCCACCUGACCCUAUAGAAGAUGAAUCAAAGUUAUUUGAUAGUGUACCUACAGGGAUUAAUUUCUCCAAGUAUGAUAAAAUUCCAGUUGAAGUUACUGGACAGGGUGCUCCUCCACCUUUAACUCAUUUUGAAGAUGCAAACUUUCUACCUACACUGUCUAAAAACAUUCAAAAAUUAAAUUACACCAAACCAACUCCUGUACAGAAAUAUGCAAUCCCUAUAAUUCUUGCUAAACGUGACUUGAUGGCUUGUGCACAAACUGGAUCUGGAAAAACAGCUGCAUUUCUUUUACCUAUCAUCCAAACUAUGUUUGAAUCUAAUGACCUUCCAAAUCCUAAUAAUUUAACAACACAAGAACCUUGGGCUGUUAUUAUAUCUCCUACCCGAGAAUUAGCAAUUCAAAUUUAUAAUGAAGCAAGAAAAUUUUCAUUUGGAAGCAUUCUGAAGGUAGAACUUAUCUACGGAGGAACAUCUGUUGGACAUCAGUCAUCUAGACUAAGACGAGGUUGUCAUAUUUUAGUAGCAACACCUGGACGCCUUUUAGAUUUUAUAGACAAAGAUAAGGUGUCAUUCUCACAGUUACGAUAUCUGAUAUUAGAUGAAGCAGAUAGAAUGUUGGAUUUAGGAUUUAUCCCCGAAAUAAGAAGAAUGGUACAAAAUCCUUCCAUGCCGCCAAAAGGCCAACGUCAGACUUUGAUGUUUAGUGCUACAUUUCCACCACCCAUACAGAGAUUAGCUUCAGAAUUUCUUGACAAUUAUUUGUUUUUAACUGUUGGAAUUGUUGGAAGUGCGAAUAGUGAUGUGGAACAAACAUUUUACCAAGUUUCACAGUAUGAUAAAAGACAAAAGUUAACUGAAAUUUUAAGUACAACAGGUACUGAUAGAACAUUAGUUUUUGUGGAACAAAAAAGAACAGCAGAUUUUAUAGCCUCUUUUAUGUCUCAGAAUAAUUAUCCUACAACAAGUAUACAUGGAGAUCGUUUACAACGUGAACGAGAGGAAGCCCUGAUGGAUUUCCGAACAGGAAGAAUGCCAAUCUUAGUAGCCACGGCUGUCGCAGCUAGAGGUUUAGAUAUCAAAGACGUCCGCCACGUAAUAAAUUAUGAUCUUCCCAAAACAAUCCAAGAAUAUGUUCACCGAAUUGGUAGAACAGGGAGAGUUGGAAAUUUAGGAAAAGCUACUAGUUUUUUUGAUCCAGAUGUAGAUAGUCCUUUAGCUGCAGAUCUUGUAAAAAUACUACAAGAUUCUAUGCAAAUAGUGCCAGAUUGGUUAGAAGCAGCCGGUGGUCAUACAGGGAUGUUGCAACAACAAUCGUUUGCAAAAGGAAGCCGUUACGGUGCUAAAGAUGUCAGGAAUUCUAUUAAAGAUUCCUGGGAAGACAGUUAUUCAUCACCAAAGACUGAGGUCUUCAGUGUGAAUACAGCAGAGGACGAAUCUUGGGAUUAAAAUGCUGACAUUAGUUUUUGAUGUUACUGUUUAUUAUAUUAAAAUAAGUUU
Centruroides sculpturatus (bark scorpion) is the source of this 2707-nucleotide messenger RNA. Its product is annotated as ATP-dependent RNA helicase vasa-like. Gene Ontology annotation, biological process: gamete generation; cell differentiation. NCBI's taxonomy places the organism in Eukaryota, Metazoa, Arthropoda, Arachnida, Scorpiones, Buthidae. Gene Ontology annotation, molecular function: RNA helicase activity; RNA binding; ATP binding. Gene Ontology annotation, cellular component: nucleus; P granule. The transcript has 17 exons. The coding region runs from base 341 to 2656 and encodes 771 amino acids. The record is from RefSeq and is a predicted model, not a curated record.